Arvicanthis niloticus (Nile rat) is the source of this 1743-nucleotide messenger RNA. Lineage: Eukaryota; Metazoa; Chordata; Mammalia; Rodentia; Muridae. The record is from RefSeq and is a predicted model, not a curated record.
UGGUUUAACAUUAUUCAUUAUUCCCAAGCUAGCAGCCCAAUCUGCUUGUCAGUGAGCCUCCAGAUACACUCUAUAGUUUAGAAAGCUAACAGCCCCUGGUCUGCAGACUGUGUUUCUUAGACUAUGCAGAAGGGAAAGGGGGGAAUAGAGAAGUCGUAUCAGCAAAAACAGUCUGUGCAAGAGGCUAACUACUCUGCUUUUAUGGGAAAGCAGUGAACUCCUAAUUGUCAGAGCAGGGACGUGUGUUCCAGAAGGAAAUCCUCAGAAAACAUACUUACUACAUGACAGAGUGACAGGCCACAUGGCAGUUUCAGGAAUUAAACCCUCAAUGAAGCUGAAGCCCUUGAAAGCACCUGCCCUUCAGAGGAGAGAUAAAGAUUUUCGAGAAUCUUUGUCAGGCCAUUUACAACACAAAGAAACGAAGCUGAGCCCGGCACAACUGGAAGCCUUCCACAAUGCUUACAACUUCUUCACCAAGGAUAGAACUGGCUGUAUUGAUUCACACGGAUUGAUGAGCACAUUAGCAAAACUGGGAAUGAAUCUAAACACAUAUGAUAUCUACAAUGAAUUAAAAUGUGCUGAUCUUGACAGGGACGGUAAGAUCAACUUCUCAGAUUUUAUAAAUGUGCUGACAGAUAAGAAACUCUUCCUCAAGGCUGUGGUUCCGGAAAAGAAAAUAUGCUUAGAUUUAGCUAACAACCCAGGAAUCUUAUUGUUUGAAAUCCUAUCAAAAUUUGUAGAGACCUCAGCCCUACACAGAAAGGAUAUAAUAGAGCUAGUGAGCUAUUUCCGAAAAAAGUUCCAGGAGAGCAACUCAGAACUACUGUGGAAUUCGUAUGGGAGAAGGGGCUUGAAGACAGAGAUCUGCUCUCCCCCUCGCUCAAGUACCGCGGCCUUUGCCAACUCUGCCAGGAUCUCCAUAAUGAAAGAAAGGGAUUUGUAUAAGUUUCUUGAAGCGCUCAAACGGUGUAAUCUCCGUACAGAUAGCCCAUACUCAAAAAUACCCGUGUUUCCAUUGUUUCCUGAUGUGGAUGGUGUGGUGAUGGGAAAACCGUUCAAAGACACACAGAAAUUAGAAAUGCUAAGGAGAAAAGAGCCUCUGUCUUUCUUUGAGGACUAUUUUUUCAAUAAAAAAGAUUGGAAAGCACAGGCCGCGAAUGUGAAACCUCUCAAGUCUGCCUCAGGCUAUUCGGAUGACAUCUUAGCCAUUGACCACCUAUUCAAGAAGAAGCAACAUUGGACUGUGUCUGAUGCGGCUGCUCUCAAACAGCAUGUAAAGAGGGCCACAGAUAGUUAUCACUUAGGAAUCGCCCUUGACCACCGGAAAGAAAUGCUAAACCUCUGGAAGAAGAUCCGGGGGGAUCUGAUUGGGAUCGAAAGCAACAAUGAAUCCUUUUACAACACCUUUUCCACCUACACCUGGUCCUGGAACGUCUGCCAGGAGCUGCUGUCCGCUAAGGACUUGCGGUUGCAUGACGCCAGCAUGAACAAGACCUCCCCCUCCAACUCUGGAUUUUCUUCGCCGUCAGACCUCAGUGAGACUGACCUGGAGACAGGAAGGAAGAGGAAACGGAAAAGUUUCAGAGGGUUUCGGCAAUGAAAAGCCUACGUUUUCUAAACAACUCUUCGAACACUGCUUUCCAUAGUAAUCAAAAUUAUGGUUUCUUGCUCUUAUCCACUACAUUCUUGGCAGGUGGAAAUGUUGACAUCUUUUGGAUUCCGACCAGUAAAAACCUUUAAAUC